Poeciliopsis prolifica (blackstripe livebearer) is the source of this 494-nucleotide messenger RNA. It is a transcript of the gene dynlt1b, whose product is annotated as dynein light chain Tctex-type 1b. The transcript is spliced from 5 exons. Gene Ontology annotation, cellular component: cytoplasm; cytoplasmic dynein complex. Gene Ontology annotation, molecular function: dynein intermediate chain binding. Lineage: Eukaryota; Metazoa; Chordata; Actinopteri; Cyprinodontiformes; Poeciliidae. Bases 39 to 380 code for a protein of 113 amino acids. The record is from RefSeq and is a predicted model, not a curated record. Gene Ontology annotation, biological process: microtubule-based movement.
UAGUGACUCUGUUUCCGGUUUCUGCAACAUUAGCAACUAUGGACGAUUUUAUGAGCGAAGAUAAGACCACGUUCGUUGUCGAAGAAGUGAGCAAAAUCAUAAAAGAUUCUGUAGAAACGGUGAUUGGAGAAAACUCCUACAAGCACGGCAGGGUGAACCAGUGGACCACCAGCGUGGUGGAGCAGUGCCUCAUUCAGCUCAGCAAGCUGGAUAAGCCGUUCAAGUUCAUCGUAAACUGCAUCAUCAUGCAAAAGAAUGGAGCAGGGCUGCAAACAGCCAGCACCUGCUUCUGGGACAACACUACUGACGGAAGCUGCACAGUGAGAUGGGAAAACGACACCAUGUACGUCAUCAUUAGCGUUUUUGGGCUGGCCAUCUAAAAUUAUAACAUUAUUAAAACUUUGUUAGAUUUUCUUGUUUUCCACUAAGUAGAAUGUUGGGUGAAAUUUUAUGAAAUGUUUGUAUGUUAAGUGCAAUUAAACACAAUCUUAAUA